AUGUAAAAAUUAUACAUAUUAGCAUUGCUAUUGACUAUAGUAAUAUCUCAAGAGAGUUUUCUUGAAAAAUAAAAGCAUGUGAAAUAACAAAAGGAUUUAUCAACAGAAAUAUAUACAAUUAAAAAAAAAGGAUUACCUACAUUUUUAGGGAGAAGUUCAGAUGACUCAAUUAAAGAAUAGUUAUCAUCUCUAUUGAAUUAUGAAGAGGCUCUUAAAUUAACACCCUCUGAAACAGAAGAACAUACAAUUAAAUUUAUUGAAUCAAUGUUCAUUAUUGAUUAACCAAAUCCUAAUGCAGUAAGAGCUACAGAAAAACCAGAUUAUCAUCUAUUUGAAAAUAGUGUAGCAUAAAAGAAAGUUUAUAGCAAUGAAAAAGUGACUACAUUUUAAGAUGGUUGUAUUUAUGUUUUUAGUGAAUGCAAUUUCAAGGGUUAACAUGCAAAAUCAUGUCCAGGGGAUAAUGUAACCUUCUUUGGAUUGCCUUUUGAAGUUUUAUCUAUUCAUUUACCUGAUAAAGGAUCAUUGAGUCUAAUUUAAGAAAAUGGAACUACUGCAUAUACAGUUACUAAUAAAUGUAUGAGAAGUAGACCUAUUGAAUUCUUAUUUAUUGAGGGUGCAAUUUAAUAAUCAUUUGGAAAUGGAUAAAUAUACAUAGACUAAUGAA
Paramecium pentaurelia is the source of this 664-nucleotide messenger RNA. The record is from the annotation of a GenBank genome assembly. Lineage: Eukaryota; Ciliophora; Oligohymenophorea; Peniculida; Parameciidae.